This is a messenger RNA of Mauremys reevesii (Reeves's turtle), 1312 nucleotides long. Its product is annotated as histo-blood group ABO system transferase 1-like. Gene Ontology annotation, cellular component: vesicle; Golgi apparatus; membrane. The record is from RefSeq and is a predicted model, not a curated record. Gene Ontology annotation, molecular function: hexosyltransferase activity. Lineage: Eukaryota; Metazoa; Chordata; Testudines; Geoemydidae. The transcript has 8 exons. Gene Ontology annotation, biological process: carbohydrate metabolic process. Bases 256 to 1242 code for a protein of 328 amino acids.
GGAAAACAGGAGGGGUCAAAGGCUAUUUUCCAAAGCGCCAUCUUCAUGUCCUGGGUUGCACCACGCUGCUGUGCUUCAGCUUUGGCUACAUUUGAACGUUCUUUAGGUUAGUCUCAUGCCAAGAACUGAGCUCCUGCCCCAGACUUUCACUGCAACAGAUACCAAGAGGGAAGGGUACUGCUCAGUGAGAGCAAUCCUCCUGCACCUGGGAUGUGAAAGCAGCAGCUUUCCAGCCAGGCUCUGGCUGCUGAACACAUGUCUGUGUCCAGUGGUACCUCAAGCAAGGUUUCCGACACAACGAGCAGUAAUACCCAGGACUUUCACAACAUAAAGCAACCAAGCAACCAUAUCCUGGAAGAUUUACUACAAAUUGAAUUACCAAGAAUGAUUUACACAAAGCCACAGAUUCUAAAGCCACCGAGAUGUGACGUCCUUAUGAUGACUCCAUGGUUUGCUCCAAUAGUUUGGGAAGGGACCUAUAACUCCGAGAUCCUGAAUGAGCAGUUCCGACAAAGGAAUGUCACUGUUGGACUGACAGUGUUUGCUAUCAAAAAGUAUGUAGUCUUCCUCAAGACGUUUUUAGAAACUGCAGAGACGUACUUUAUGGUUGGACAUAGGGUGAACUAUUACAUUUUCACAGACAGACCAGAAGAAGUUCCUAAAGUUGCGCUCAAAGAAGGAAGGAACAUAGUGGUUCUCCAAGUCCAAAACUACCCUAGGUGGCAAGAAAUCUCUAUGCGACGAAUGGAAAUGCUCAGCUACUUCUCUCAGCAGCGGUUCAUUAAUGAGGUCAGCUACCUUGUGUGUGUUGAUGUAGACAUGAAGUUUAAUGACCAAGUUGGAGUGGAGAUCCUGAGCGACUUGUUUGGCACACUACACCCAGGUUUCUACGCUGCAGAGCGUCGGUCUUUUUCCUAUGAACGUCGACCUGCUUCUCAAGCUUAUGUGCCCAGCGAUGAGGGUGACUUCUACUAUAUGGCAUCCAUUUUUGGAGGAACAGUAAUGGAGGUUUACAAGCUGACCAAGCAAUGCCAUGAAGCCAUCAUGGUGGACAAAGCCAAUGGAAUUGAGGCAAUCUGGCAAGAAGAGAGUCACUUAAACAAGUAUUUUCUUUACCACAAACCAACCAAAAUACUUUCUCCAGAAUACAUGUGGGACGACAAUCUAGGUAGGCCAGAGAUCCUUAAGAAAAGAAGGUUUCUUGCUGUACGAAAGAAUCAUGCUGCAAUCAGAAAUAAAUGAAGGUAAUCUCAGUUUGCACUAAGCCCAGUCAAACAUAACUGAUAUUGUAGGUUUCCUUGGUUGAUGAAAA